This is a messenger RNA of Coniosporium apollinis CBS 100218, 1797 nucleotides long. RefSeq lists its product as uncharacterized. Gene Ontology annotation, molecular function: aspartic-type endopeptidase activity. Lineage: Eukaryota; Fungi; Ascomycota; Dothideomycetes. Gene Ontology annotation, biological process: proteolysis. The transcript has 2 exons. The record is from RefSeq and is a predicted model, not a curated record. The coding region runs from base 1 to 1797 and encodes 598 amino acids.
AUGCGUUUUCUUCUCUUUACCGCAUCGGUAGCAUGCCUGCUACCGUUUGCUACAGCAUUCUAUCCUUACCACUCCGACGACGCGGCAUCGAAGCCUCCUUCGAGCGGCAAGCGUUCCCUGCGCUUCCCCAAAGCCGUCCAGCAUGAUGGGUUUACCAUCCCUCUUCGACGCACACCUAUCCGACGGGACAACCAGUACAACAUAGUCCGCGCCCUCCCGCCGACGCAGUCAAACAGUGUUGGCGUGGACCAAGAUGGCGACGACUACUCCUACAUGGGCACGAUAAUGUUUGGCACCAGCACCGAGGAAUACCAUGUGUUGUUGGACUCGGGAGCCUCGAAUACUUGGAUCAUGGGGUCGACUUGUACAACUCCGGCCUGUGACGCGCACGACACAUUCGGCACUGGCGACUCGACCACGCUGCAGACUACAGCCACCACCUUUCGCAUUGUCUACGGCACAGGCCAGGUCAACGGCAUCGUGGCAUCAGACGACGCGCGCUUCGCCGGCUUCAACGUUCCAUUAACGUUUGGCAUUGCCACCAACGUAUCCGCAGAAUUCCUCUCAUACCCAAUGGAUGGCAUUAUGGGUCUCGGUCGCGCGGACUUGAGCACAAGCACCAUUGGCCCGACCAUCAUAGAUGUUCUGGCGCAGCGUGGGCUGAUUCCAAGACGGCUGUACGGUAUCAGUCUCGCUCGGGGCUCGGACGGUCCGAACGAUGGUGAAUUGAAUCUUGGCGCCCCUAACCCCCUCCUCUUUACGGGCGAACUCGCGUGGGUACCCGCGGUCAGGAACACGAAUGGGUUCUGGGAGAUACGAGUAGACAACGCUGGCGUCAAUGGGGGAGACGGUGGGAGCGCAGAUCUCAGGGGCAGAACGGCGAUUCUCGACACAGGAACCUCGUUUAUCCUGAUGCCGCCUGCCGAUGCUCAAAAGCUGCACGCUCAGCUUACCGGCUCAGCGCAGAACGGCGAAACCUUUACCGUGCCAUGCGAUACCACGCAGACGGUUCAGUUCACGCUUGGUGGCGUGAAGUACGGUAUCUCCAACAAGGACUUUGUUGGUGCCAGCCUUGGGGGCAAUACCUGCGUUUCCAAUAUCGUAGGCCGCCAGACAUUCGGAGCCACCCAAUGGCUUGUGGGAGCCACGUUCUUCAAGAACCUCUACACAGUGUUCGACUUCGAGGGCCAGCGUGUCGGGUUCGGCGUCAAACAACUACCGCCGAGACCGGCCUCGACUGUGGGCAGCCAGCCCUCAUCGACUGCGCCUGCAGGCGCCACUGCUCCGCCAACGGCACCACCUUCCACUUCAGCCCAACCCAUCUCAUCAGAGUCCCCUUCCAAUCUCUCAACCUCACUCUCCGCCUCAGCACCCUCACACUCCGACACAGAGAUACCCGUCGCCCCAACGGCCGUACCUGAGGUCCCCUCCUCCUUCACCACCUCCACCACCACCGCCCCCGACUCCACCGCAGAGCCCGUCGCACAAGCCACUGACUCCCCCACUGACGCGCCCGCUUCCUCCACAGACUCGGAAUCAGCCACCCCGGCCGAGACUUCCACGAGCAGCACAGGCACAGACGCCGCACCGCCUCAGGGAGACGUCGAACCGCAGGCCGCGCCCACGGCUACGGACGUCUCGGAUGCUCCGGACGCCGUGUCCACGGCUGCGGCGCCGGCGGCUGGCUCGAGCGGGCCGGUGGCGUUUGAUAGCGCGGCGGAGGGGAGGGGGAGGAGGAUGCAGGGGGGUCAGGCGCUGGCGCUUGCGAUGGUUGUUGGGUGGGUUGUUGUUGGGUAG